AUGUCGAGCAUACCAAAACCGCCCGGAAAUGGUGGCUUUCCGCAGGCGUACGGCCAGCAACCAUACCAGCAUGUCCAGCAAUUCAGUCAGUUUGCUCAGCCAACCGCAGCUGCUCCUAAUAAUGUGUAAGUGAUUUUUUUAUGUUCGAAAUGUAUAAAAUGAAUAUGCAGCUUCAGAAACUCCAAUUAUGCGGCAGCUCGAAUUCCUUUCCCGGCGGCCACAACUUCGCAUGACCCAGUAAGAAAUUUUAUGGAAUUAUUGUUUGAGAAAAACUUCAAUUUUUUCAGGUUCAUGUAGCUCCUGCCCAAAUUCCAAAUGGCGGACCGAACUAUCAAUAUAAUCACGCGCAUCCCGGUUUUCAAGCCCCGCCUUCUGCCUUUUCGGCUCCUUCCGGGUUUCCUCAACAACCACCUUCCUUCUCACCCGCUCCUCAACCGGUUAUGAACGGACACCCUGCUCCGCCACCCUCGAUGAUCAAUUCAGUCGCAAACGUGAGAUUUUAAGAGAGGAGUUACUGAAAUCAUUUCGGUUUUUCAGCAUCUGCCACCGAGUGCACCGUCGUUUCCGGGAACGACCGCUCCGACAUCUCAACAGUCUCCAAUUCCUUCAGUGCUGGCUUCCGCACGUCCGGCACCAUUUCCAGCCGCCCUGCCGGCUCCGGCGCCGUCCUAUCAACAGCAGAUGACUCCACACCCUCACGCGCCGCCACAUGCUGGAUUUCCUCCGGCACAGCAGCCUCAACCAGCCUAUCAGCCGCAACCGUCCUUUCAGCAACAACAACCGCCACAGCAGGUGCAGUAUGGACAACCGCAGAUGCCGCAGGCGCAAAUGCAACAGAUGAACCAGCAGUUCGGACAGAUGGUCAGUACUUUUUCUAAAUGUCGGGUGCAAAGCGUGCACUGCAAGCCAGAAAUUGCAACAGAAAAUGGAAAGUAAUUCAUUUGUCAUUUCAGAACAUGGGUGGAGCUCCCGGUGGCCAGCCACAGGGAUUCCGGAAUGAUAUCAUCGAUCUCCUUACGCAGAGAGACGUUCAACAACUAGGAUUCGAGGACAUUGAAGUGCAAAUUCCGCAGCAAGUGGCCAAUCCGUCCGCUCACGUCGAUCCGAAGUGGGAACCUAAUGCUUAAUUUUUAUUUUUCUCCGUUUGCAUUCAGCAUAUUCCGCUCUACGCUUGCUCAAGUUCCUCAAACUGAAGAUCUUUUAAAGAAAAGUCGUCUUCCGUUCGCCAUCACUCUUCACCCGUUCCGAGAUGUUAAGAACCUGAACAUUAUUCAAACUUCAAAUAUUGUUCGUUGCCGAUACUGUCGCACGUACAUCAAUCCGUACGUUUACUUGCCUGAUCAUCGUCACUGGAAGUGCAAUCUCUGCAACAGAAAUAAUGAUUGUGAGUUGUUGCCUGUGCGUUCUCCUUCCAAUUCUUCCUAUUUUUCAGUGCCCGAUGAUUUCUGCUGGGAUCCAGUGACAAAAGCGUUCGGAGAUCCGCGCAACCGUCCGGAGAUUCAAAACGCCACUGUCGAGUUCAUAGCACCGGCCGAAUACAUGGUAAGACCCUCCUUUUCCUGCUUUUUUCUCAUCAUAUCAGCGUAAAAUUCAGCUCCGCCCACCUCAACCUGCUGUGUACGUCUUCAUCCUGGACAUCAGUGCCGCCGCCAUCCAAUCCGGAUACUUGCAUACAUUCUCCGAGCAACUCAUCAUCAAUCUCGAUCAAAUGCCGGGCGACGAUCGGGCCCAAGUGUGCUUCAUCGCGGUCGAUCAAUGCCUUCACUUCUUCUCGUUUUCCAACAACAAACGGUACCCAAGUGAACUGAUCGUGGACGACAUCGACGACGCGUUCCUUCCAUCCGUCACCUCUCUUUUGGUCCCUCUCAAAACCUUCAAAGAUAUCAUUCGGACGUUCAUCAAGCAAUUGCCAGAGUUGUACUCGCAAAUCGAACCCACCUCGAAUGGAAACUGUCUCGGAUCUGCACUGAAGUUGGUGCAAUCCAUGAUUCAAGAGAUCGGAGGAAGAAUAUCGAUUUUCCAAGUCAACUUACCCAAUUUGGGACUUGGAGCAUUGAAAAGCAGAGAAGAGGCGACGGAAGGAGGCCAGAAUCUUGGACCUGCCACGGACUUUUACAAGGCUUUGUCUCUCGAGUGCACCGGUACUCAGAUCUGUCUUGACUUGUUCAUGUUCAAUACUCAGUAUGCCGAUUUGGCAACUCUUUGUAAGUGAUUAACCUGCCGUUCUUUGUAAUCUUAAAGUUUUCAGCGGAAGUUGCCAAGUUUUCGACAGGAUGCGUCUAUCAUUUCCCCAACUACAAUGCUCGAAACGACAUACAUCAAGUGAAAAGAUUCGAGAAAGUACUCACGAGAUAUUUGACCAGAAAGCUCGGAUUUGAAGCAGUUCUUCGCAUACGGACGUCCCGAGGACUCGCUCUCACCGGAUUCUACGGAAAUUUCUUUGUCCGCUCUCCGGAUCUUCUCGCACUUGCCAACGUGAACCCAGAUUCUGCUCUCGCUGCUCAAGUGACAAUCGAGGAGAAAUUGCCGGGAUACGUGUGCUUCCAGUCGGCUCUUCUUUACACGUCCAGCAAAGGAGACCGUCGCAUACGGGUGCACACGAUGUGUUUGCCGACGACUGGGGACCUGCUGCAGCUGUACAAUAACUUCGAUCUGAAGGCGACAGUCUCGUACCUCGCAAAGAUUGGAGUGGAACGAUCAAUGACUGGAAGCGCCCUCACUGAUUCGCGCGAGGCACUCGUCAACGCAGUGAUCGACAGCGUCGGAUCGUACCAGAAAGCCGUCUCGAGAGGGAGCGGCAUGCUCGUUCCUCGCAGUGGACAUCUCCGAUUGUUUGCGAGCUACGUACUCGCCUUGCUUAAACACGUGAGACUCUUUGAGUUAACUCAUGUUAACCUGACUAUUUCAGCCUGCGUUCGCCUCAACUCGUGGCAUUCGUCUCGACGAACGCACUGGCGCUAUGCUGAUGCUCCGGUUUAGUCCGUUGGAGCAGAUCCUGGCAGACAUUUAUCCUCGUCUUUAUCGGCUUAAUGAACUGGCGACGAUGCCCGAAGAUCAGGAUCCGAUCACACUGCCGCUCUCAUUCGAACAUAUUUCUCGUGACGGUGUCUACAUGAUGAUUACGGGAACGAUCGCAUUUGUCUACAUUUCGUCAGCCGCCGAUCCGGCAUUCCUUGUAAAUGUCUUCGGAACAUCUAUUUACAACGAUAUUGAUGAGGUGAGCGGAAGCUGAAGCACUUCUUCACGAACAGUAUCUUUCAGUAUUCGCUUUUGGAACGAGACAACGAUGUCUCAAGAAGGGUGCACGCAUUCUUCAAGAAAGUCACUCAGUUCCGUUUUUACCUAGGGCCAAUUAUCACAAUCAAGUAGGUUCUUCCUCAACUAUCCCCCUCAUUUUGUCGUUUUGCAGAGAGCACUCUCCUCUCCGCGACGUGUUCGUUCGGCGGCUCGUCGAUGAUCGAUCCGAAUCGACGCAUUCGUACGUCGAGUUCUUGCAGCAUUUGAAGCGAGAGAUCAGUGGCAACUAG
Molecule: messenger RNA, 3527 nt
Organism: Caenorhabditis sp. 36 PRJEB53466
Lineage: Eukaryota; Metazoa; Nematoda; Chromadorea; Rhabditida; Rhabditidae
Source: the annotation of a GenBank genome assembly